This is a messenger RNA of Malassezia sympodialis ATCC 42132, 2865 nucleotides long. RefSeq names its product Axl2p (gene AXL2). Lineage: Eukaryota; Fungi; Basidiomycota; Malasseziomycetes; Malasseziales; Malasseziaceae. The record is from RefSeq and is a predicted model, not a curated record. Gene Ontology annotation, molecular function: calcium ion binding. Gene Ontology annotation, cellular component: membrane.
AUGAACAGUUAUCUUCGCGAUGACAGUGUCCCCCUCAAUGUCUCAUUCGGGAAUUUGCUUCAGCGACGUUCGCUUCGAUUUAUGGACACAGGACCUCACCAUCGCAUUCUUCGCCGAGCUAUGCCUGACUGGGUACAUUAUGAGUCCUCGUCACACUCUUUGGUGGGAACAGCACCCCCAAAUCCCCAACAAGUAUCAGUAAACCUUAUCGCGGCAAAUCCCGUACCUCAGACCUCGAUUCCCAAUAUUUCAAGAUCGUUUGAGCUUAUUGUGAAAAAUUCAACAAAGACCAAUACAACUCAAAGCUCAGGCUCGGGCGGUUUGACGGGGGCUGACAAGGGUGCUAUUGCUGGUUCUAUCUUGGGUGCGGCUUUCUUAGCCCUUCUGGCGUCAUUGCUAUUUUGCUGUCUCAAGCGUCACAGGUCAUCAAAUCAGACGCAAGCUAUGUCUGAUGUGGAAAACCAGGGCGAAGAUGUUACUUCACUGGAGAACAAGCCGUUGGAUUCCACAGAAGGCGUUCAACCCUCCACAAAUACGCCAACCUUCGACGGUGCGACUGGUGCGGGUCUGGCCGGCGUUGGUGCAGCAGGUGAUGCGGUCUCAGGCCGGACGACUGACCUCUCAGGACAGGCCGCCACGGGUACCUUCAAGAAAGCCGCCGCUUCUGCAAAUAACUCUGCGGCAGCAUCGUCCAGUAAACAGCCAUACCAAAGCGAAAGGAAAGAUGAUGCGGCUAAUUUGAACGACAAGGCUGCAAGUCAAGAUGGCGUCACACAAAUCUUGCCUGUGGAUGAGCCAGAAUGGCGGCGCGAUAAUGACCAGGUUGUUUUGACGCCCUUCCUAUCACAAUCGGCAUGGCAACCUCCUCUAUGGACGCAAAUGACUUCUUCGAUGCAAGAGGGUAGGGGAAAUGCUCGUCCAGGUGCAGGGAGUCCAUUUGCGACUUUCUCGACGAUGUCCCCCCAUUCAGAAGAUGCACACUAUACCAUGGCGCAUGACCAUGUGGAUGAACCACAAGCUUCCAAGAAUGUGACCGAGGCACCUUUUAAACCAUCGUCUGACAUUAAGGCUUUAAUCAAAGCGCCCGUAUCCCAGACGAGUGAGGAAUCGAAACCGCGUCAUACUACGGUGCCACCGGAAACCGAGACCCUAGCGUCGUCACUACAACCCCGCUCAACCGUGCAUCGCACUGCGAAGAGUGUUCCACCGACUACGGUUACUGAGGCAGAGCCUGAGGAAAAGGUCACGGAGUUCUCAAAAUGGAAGGAUGUACCUAAAAAUCCUACACCAGCCGAGCCUCCGGUGAUUGCAGGUGAGACUUCACGUUCCCGAGAUGCGAGCCUUCCCAAGCCUGCAUCGUUCCUUGCUGGUUUUGUGGAUCGCUCGCGCACAUCGUAUGGCCCUCAUAAAAUGUCCGAAAUGUCCAAGCCUGCGCUUAAUGGACCUAUCGGAGAGAAGCUAAAUCGUCCUGAACAGAAGGAUAAUGACGGAGGUGAUACAGCUGACCUUCCUGCAUCAGUCAGCAAGAGCUCCAAGGCAAGUUGGGAAGAUAACCUGUGGUACGAGCCUGUAUCGAAACAGGAUGGCACUUCCGUACCCCCACAAGGAUUCCAUGAGAAUGAGCCAAAAUUGCAGCAGCGUAUUCCAACAGAUCGCGCUACCUUUCUAUCAGCAUUUUCCAUGUCCAAAAAUGCAGCUUCUCGCCCAAAUUCGCUUGGAUCCGACAUGCGUGCAGAAACUCCCUUGGGCGAUAGUAUGUGGUCGGUCCAACUCAAUGAGGAUCAAGAAAUGCCUAGUCGGACAGCCAUGCCGUCAAUCAUCUCUAAGACGAGCGCAAGGGUAGAUGAACCCAAGCUUCAGACGGGAAAUGAUGUGACUCUGGACAGUGCGCCUCAGUUGGACCCUAUCGCUGCAAACACUGAUACUUCUCCCUUGGUACCAGGUAUCGGAGACCCACCUACUAUUUCGACACGCGUCGAACCUGGCUUAAUGUCGCCCAUGAAUGAGUUUGUGGCCCCACCUACACAGCCUAUGGAUGUGAAGCGCACUCGAAAAGUCGCAUCCUAUACACCCAAACUAGAGAGUGUACCUGCGCUUCAGAAAUCAAGCAGUAUUCAUGUGGAGCCCAAGAGCUACCACGAUAUGUUUGAGGAUGCCGAAGAACCAGUGGUUGACCCUUUUGCCGGUGAAGAAUACCCUUACGGUACUGUAUUGUACCAGCAGCAUCAUCAAGAUGCUGUCACCGGUGAUGUCAAAGAGUCUGAUAUGGAGACUCUGGAAGACUUUCGCACAACAGAAGGAGGGCUAGCUACUGUUAUGCAUCUCACGGAGGAAAGUGAUGGCCGGAGCCAAGCGCCAGCUCUUUUGCCUCGGUCUGGAACCAUGGCCUCGAUCCAACUGGCUGAAGCGAGAUCUGUUAAUUUCACAACGGCUAAGCCACCUCGUCUGCAGCUGGCAAGCUGCCAUCCCGGCCAAGUUAUAUCAUUACCGCUCAUGACUUCCGAUGCAUCGCUUCCGCGCCACUUAGCUGAAGCUAUUGAGAAUGCUAGCAUGCCUGCAAGGUAUACACCACAACUCUAUGCUCCAUCUCGACCAGAUCUUCACCAGCAGUGGCCAGGAUGGCUCCAUUGGCUGGUCUGGGACUCGGAGAAUCAUGAGUUAGCUGGUCUUGUUCCCCCAAAUUUCGCUGAGUCACAUCGACUUCCGAUGCAACUUCCAAUACAUAUUCUGUUGGAAAACAGCGAACAGAUCUUCAGUGAAGACUCGGGGCAUACAAAGCAUGGAGAAAAUCCGAUGCCCCCAUUGUUGGCACGGAUUCUGUUGACGAUUUUGCCUGCUGUGCCAUCGGCAGAGAAUCAGGUGUAG